AUGAUCCACGACGCUUUACUAAUAUUAUGGGAUUGUUCUCAAAUUAAAACCACCGGACGAGAAAACAAUGGAAUUGCAUAUGCUGGGCAAGGUGACGCUGAAAUAUUUGCAAGAAUAAAUAUAAUAGCUCAGAAUCAUCACCGGAUUCAGUGUUUUGUGGAAGGCAAUGGAUUUCAAGCCAGAAAAACAAAAACAGCAUCAGGUCUUAAAAUGUGUGGUUUGUAUUCACAAGCUUUAAGUGAAGGUAUAUCUGAAGUAUUACAAUCAUACAAGAAAACACUUAUGGAGGUUGAAAGUCUUGUUAUAGGCAAUCAUAAUUAUACUCUAUCAUUUGUAUAUAGUUAUGUCGAAGGCUUUCAAGGCUUGUUCCACACAUUAAAUAAGAUCAUAACGACUAUUGAAGAAAGAAAGAGGUUUGGAUGUCAGAUAUUGAGCUUGCUGCAUCAGUAUAUACUGACAGGUGAUCAAAAAGUGCAUGAUGCCAUUUUGAGAGUAUUUGCCUAUAUCAACAAAGUAUUUGUGAAUCAACUGUGUACAUGGCUGCUCUACGGCGAGCUAAUGGACCCUUACCACGAAUUCUUUGUAGUGAGCCAAGGCCACGACAUUUCAGACACAUACUUGUCUACACCUUCUACAACAACAUGUGAUAAAUCUCUUGUAUCAACACUGCAAGAGACAACCUUGGAAAGUGGUUACAUACUUAAUGCCAAUAUGAUACCAUAUUUUGUACCUCUUUCACUGGCCCAAGAAAUCCUAUUUAUUGGAAGAACUGUUAUUCUAUUUGGUGUUGAUCCUAAGAAGAUGAAGAAGAAUAAUUCCAUUGUUCUUAAUAGGACUUUGAUGCCUUUACAGAAGUGUGGUAUUGAUUCAAGAAGGUUUACGAUUUGGGAAGAUAAAGAGGCUCAAUUUCAUGAGAAGUUGCAAAAACUAAAGAGCCCUGAAGUAUUCGAAGUUUGUAAUCUACGAAGAGUCAUCAGAGAAAUAAAACAAUGUGUCACUAAGCAUUUAUGGACAGUGGCAGUAGAAGAAGCUCAAUUGAUCCAUGAACUGAAACUUAUGAAAGACUUCUACCUUCUUGGUCGCGGUGAAUUGUUCUUGGAGCUAUUAAGAUUAACAGCGCACAUGCUGGACAAGCCUACCGCCAGGACUUCAACGAGAGAUAUGAAUCAUGCCUUCCAACUCGCUACGCGAGCCGUCUUCCUAAGUAACAAUGCAGACAUAGAAAAGUUUAGUUUUGAACUACCCUACGUAAAGCCAAAUGUGUCGGGGAACUCUUCCUUUAACGAUGACAGUAGUACUGUUUUUGACGGUUGGUCCAGCAUCAUUCUAAAGUAUGACUUCAAGUGGCCCUUACAUUUAUUGUUUACACCUGAAGUGUUGGCGCGAUACAACGACAUGUUCCGACUUCUGCUACGUAUAAAGAAAACUCAGCAUGAUUUGCACUUGUUGUGGAAGACCUACAAACAGUCUACAAGUUUCUCAAUGUGCCAGUUACAUAACAAGUUGAUGUUUCUUAUGGACAACCUCCAACACUACCUGCAGGCUGACGUAUUAGAGACGAACUUCUCACGUCUGAUGGACGCCGUCAACAGGACCAAUGACUUUGAAAAACUCAAGAAGGCACACGCCAAUUUCCUGGCUGACAUACUUAGCCAAUCGUUCUUGACUGUUACUUCAUCAGCAGAAAGCGAUUAUUCAGGAGACACCGCAGAUUCGUUAAACAACCCGGUGUUCUGCAAUAUAAUGGAUCUGCUGAAGCUAUGUCAUUCAUUCUGCAGCUUGAACGAAGCAGUCACUGAUAAAGAAGCUGAGGAUUAUUAUAUCAAAGGAUAUUCCGAUAGGUUCAAUACGUUAGUAAAGCAAUUAAUGCAGCUUCUAGUAUCGUUGCGUGAUCGUCCAUGUGGUGUGUACCUCGCCCGUUUGCUUAUGAGGCUGGACUACAACCGUUGGCUUAGCGGUGAAGCACAACUCACGCAGUCGGUUACUAACAUGUUACGAUACUAA
Molecule: messenger RNA, 2004 nt
Organism: Arctia plantaginis
Lineage: Eukaryota; Metazoa; Arthropoda; Insecta; Lepidoptera; Erebidae
Source: the annotation of a GenBank genome assembly